AUGAAUUUAUCUUUUUUGGAUUCUUCAGAGAUUGAGGACGCAAAAUUUCCAGAAACAUAUGAAAAUGGAGAUGCACAGUUCCUGGACAUUGUUGAAUUCCAAGAAGCAUACUCAAAACUCAAUAAAGAAAAUGUUUCACUAAAAAUCAUUAUAAAAAAUCUAAUGAAGCAACUUCAAAUGUUUGCAAAAUCAACACAAUAUGAAGAUACAAUAACAGAAAUCAUAAUAUCCAGUCAAAAUAAAAUAAUGACACUCAAAAAUAGACUUAAUAUAUUAAACAAGCAAAAUUACAAUAUAUCAACACGAUCAAAUGUAGCAACACAGUCAAAUAACGAUAUUACUCACAAAAAUCCUCAACAAAAAGAAUCCAAUUUCCAAAUUACAAAAAACGAAUCAAAUUCAUCAUUAAGUGACGUUAUUAUACAACAGAAUAAAGAAAUUGAAAUGCUCAAAAAUCAUUUAUCAGAUCAAAUAGAAGAAUCAGAUCGUUUACGUCAAGAAAUACUAGCAAGUCCCAAACACAUCUCUAGCUCAUUAAGUUACUCCGACUCCUUUGCAGUAAAUAAGGAUUUUUUUCAACCACAGCUUAAAUCAGUUGGAUGUCAAUGUGAUCUAGACGAUAUCGUAAAAUUGAAGUUCAAUAUAAACAUUCUUUCUAAGAGUAUGCUAGGAUUCAUACAAUUCGUCAACUCUUUUUUUAAUAUUAUUAUCCCAAAUAUUAACUUUCAAAAUGGAGACUAUUUUCAUGAAUUAACUACACAGUUUGAUAAUUCCUUGAAUAUAUUAAAAUCAGAAAUGCCAAAAUUAAAAUUAAUUCAAAAUCCUAAUAAUUCUCCAAUAUAUUCGCUUCUUAAUCUAGUUAAAGAAACAGUUAGCAAUUCCUUAGGACAAAUGAAAGAAGAUCAUGAUGAAAUUGUUCUCAAACUCACUGAAAUUGAUGAAAAAUUACAAUAA
Trichomonas vaginalis G3 is the source of this 954-nucleotide messenger RNA. RefSeq lists its product as uncharacterized. The coding region runs from base 1 to 954 and encodes 317 amino acids. The transcript has a single exon. Lineage: Eukaryota; Parabasalia; Trichomonadida; Trichomonadidae. The record is from RefSeq and is a predicted model, not a curated record.